UGCUAAGCCAGUGGAUCAGUCAGGUGGCUCCUUUAGAGGGUUGGACUCACCGAUCCACAUGUUAAUGGGCUGGCAAGGUUUGUGCGUGUGUGUGUGUGCCUGCGUGUACAUAUAGAGGGGGCCACUCCGGCAGAGAACACAGUGCAAGGCUCGAACAUCAGACGGAACAGUGCAACCCAGGCAUCCCACCCGGGCAGGUUUUUGAGAGCUGACACCAUGAGGAUCCUCCUUUGGAACAUCUUGUCAUUCUGCCUGCUUGCUUACGCCACCAGCGACUGCCGGAGAGAUUGUCUGAACUGCCACAGACAUUUGUACAGCCACCAGCAAGAUGACUUCAGUCUUCUGAUCUGCGUCAUGGAGUGCGAAGGGAAGCUGCUCUCCAGCGCCACCUGGGGGCUGUGCAGCAAAGCCACCGGCGGCAAAGCUCCUUUGCCCCUCGACCUCGACAGCCUGGAAGACGAUGCCAGCCAGCCCUUGGAGAUGUGGGACGGCAGCCUGCGGCCAAGCAGAGGCGGCCUGAAACGUCUCGGCAGCCUGGCCCGGGCGGCGGACCUCGACAAGGCCGGGGGCGAGAAGGGGGUGUCCAAGACGAGCGGCCUCUUCCGGCAAGCGGAAGGUGGAGAUGGCGACGGGGUCCAAGCUCUGCUGAGGGACUUGCCAGCCCAGCUCGACAUACCGAAAGGGGUGAGCGGCUUCCUGAGCAGGCCGUUCGGUUAUGAGCCAGUAGGGGAGGCCGGAGUCCAGGAGCUCCAGAAGCGGUUCGGGGGCUUCAUUGGGGUCCGGAAGUCUGCUCGGAAGUGGCACAACCAGAAGCGGUUCAGCGAGUUCCUGAAGCAGUACUUGGGGAUGUCUCCGCGAUCCGUCGAGUACGAUGGCCUAGCUGACGACCCGAAAGAGCAGAACGAGAUCUAGGCAGGUGGAUGGACUCCCCCCCUUCGCGGCGUUCCCGUUUUUUUUCUCGUACCGCCAACUUAUAGUGAAUUGGUUCAGGUCUGCCGAAGCCUAAGGAGUCAACCCCGUAGCUUCCGAUUUAGUCCCUUUCCGUUCUCGUUCUAUUUAUCGUUGUUCCCACGUUUGCAGUCCCAGACCGGGAGUUGAGGCUGCUUGCAAAUGAAAAUAUGAAGCGUGGAUAGAAUGCGAAGAGCUAAAAAGAUAUGAGAGAUAAGCAGUUGAGCUCUAACAGAAUUAAAAGACUGUGAAAAGAUAAGAUGAUGGAAACAGCCAAGUGCUAUUAGCAGCCCUUCUUCGAACAAACAAUUCCCAAAGGCCUGUUGGAAUGAAACGGUCUUCACCUGCAGGUGGAAGAGCAGGGAGAAGGGAGCCUGUCUAGCCUCACUAUGGAUGGAGUUCCAAAGUUGCCCAGGAAGAGGAGCCACCACCGAGAAGGCCCUGUCCUACGUCCCCACAAAGCACGCCAGUGAGGGUGGCAGGACCAAGAGAAAGGCCUCCCCUGAAGAUCUCAGAGACUGGGCAUGUUCAUAUGUGGGAAUAUGGUCUGUCAGGUUGCCUGGACCUAAGCCAUGUAGGGCUUUAUAUUGAUUUAUUGAUUUGUUGAUUUGUUGAUUUGUUGAUUGAUUGAUUGAUUGAUUGUACUCCAGAUGUUUUUGGUUUAUGAGUCCCAUCACCCCCAGCCAGCACUGUUAGAGGUGACCCAAGACACCCCUUCCACAUCUGUAAGCAAUCUAUAUUUUAGUGUGUUGGCACCUACACCUUUGGAACUCCCUGCCAAUUGAGAUCAAACAGGCGCCUUCAAAGUACUCUUUUCAGUAUCUGCUAAAAACAUUUUUGUUGAGCCAAGCCUGCCAGUUAUCUAAAAUGCUGUUUUAAGAAGAAGA
Messenger RNA from Podarcis raffonei (Aeolian wall lizard), 1835 nucleotides. RefSeq names its product prepronociceptin (gene PNOC). Gene Ontology annotation, cellular component: plasma membrane; neuronal cell body; dendrite. Bases 217 to 912 code for a protein of 231 amino acids. The record is from RefSeq and is a predicted model, not a curated record. The transcript has 3 exons. Lineage: Eukaryota; Metazoa; Chordata; Lepidosauria; Squamata; Lacertidae. Gene Ontology annotation, biological process: neuropeptide signaling pathway; chemical synaptic transmission; sensory perception. Gene Ontology annotation, molecular function: opioid receptor binding.